UGUUCACGCGCGUGAAUAGUCUCUCUUUGGAGCACUAGAUCAGUGCUUCUUUACUCAGCCAUUUGGCUCCAAAGCCACUGUUAUCCUUGUUUUCUUUGGCCGCCAUUCUGGCUUGCUAACCCAGGAAUCAAUCCCGGGACUGAUUUUAUCGGAAACAGUCACCAUUGCCCAGCAGUGGGACUGUAGAUCCUGACCGGCCAACGGACCAGAUUUCAAGAAUAUGGACAAGAUUAAUGGGCCGCCUGGAACUGGCGAAAGCCACGGGCAAGAAAUCCUUCAAGGGUCUAUAUACAGCGAUGGAGGGUACAUCCCACAAGAAGAUUUGAAUAACCACUUCGAAGAAGACGAAGGAUUGGACUUGGAAGGAUACCAGCCAACGUAUGCUGAAGCGUUUCCUCCUCUACCCAGCGCUCAUGUGCAAAAUUCGACUCAAAACGACACUGGAUCAAAAUGGCGAACAGCAACAGGACCAAUUCGUUCGACCACUGUGACACAGGUUUUCCGUGUCCCAUUGGAAGAACGCCGCUACAAACAGCCCAAUGAAAAUGCCUUUGGAGAUGACCGCCAGCGUGAGAUUUGUCGUGAUAUCAUGGCUAAGACUGGAGCAGCAAUUGAGAUCAGUUCUGGAAAAGAUCAAGGAUUGACAAUCAUGGUCACUGGAAAACCAGAGUUGCUAGCUAAAGCCAGACGUAUGGUACUCACCCAGCUUCAGACCCAGGCUAAUGUUGACCUCGGCAUCCCUCGAGAACAUCACAAAUUCAUUCUUGGCAAAGGAGGAAAGACCUUGCAGCAACUGGAACUACAAACUGCAACAAAAAUCACCAUGCCAAGGGAUGGGUCAGAUCUCAUCCGAAUCGUCGGCACCAAGGAAGGUGUAGACAGUGCUCGGCAUGAGAUUCAGAUUAUUUCGGAUGAACAGGCUAAACUGGCUUUUGAACGGCUCAAUAUUGAACAUGUGUACCACCCUUUCAUUGCUGGAGCUAACGCUUCCAAGAUCAUGGAGCAGACUGGAGCUCGAAUCAAUAUCCCACCACCAUCAGCUCAGAAGGAUGAGAUCACUAUUGCGGGAGAGAAGGAAGGUGUAGCCACAGCAAAGGAAACGAUCAUGGCAAUUUAUGAAGAAAAGAAACGCAAAACUACCACUGUGUCCAUUGAGGUGAAAAAGUCCCAGCACAAGUAUGUCAUUGGUCCUCGGGGUGGAACUCUGCAAGAAAUACUUGCUUUGACUGGUGUUUCCGUGGAAAUGCCACCCCUUGAUAGUGACCUAGAAACCAUCACUUUACGUGGUGAGCCAGACAAGCUUGGAAGAGCUUUAACACAGGUGUACGAAAAAGCUAGCAGUGUUGUUUCUGCUGAAGUUGAUGCUCCUCGCUGGCUGCAUAGGUUUAUCAUCGGUAGGAAAGGACAGAACAUUCGGAAAAUAACCCAGGAUUUACCCAAGGUCCACGUGGAAUUCAGUGAUGAGAAAGACAGUGUCUCCUUGGAGGGGCCUCCUCAAGAAGUGGAGAAAGCGCAGGAAUCUUUGGAGACCUUCAUCAGAGAACUGAAAGCGUCAAUGGACUAUGCAGAAAUCAAUGUGGACCACAAAUUUCAUCCUCACAUCAUCGGCAAGAAUGGAAGCAAUGUGAAUCGCAUCAAGACUGAGACAGGAACAUCCAUUUUGAUCCCAUCCAACAAUGAAAAAAGUAACAUCCUCAGGAUCGAAGGAUCGCCAAAAGGCGUGGCUCUGGCUAAAGCUGAAAUUCUGCAGAUGGUUAAAAAACUGGAAAAUGAAAAGACUAAAGACGUGCUCAUUGAACAACGAUUCCACCGAACCAUCAUCGGAGCCAAAGGUGAAAAGAUCCGUGAAAUUCGUGAUAAGUAUCCCGAAGUUCAAAUCUCUUUCCCCGAUGCUGGCAAGAAAAGUGACAUUGUGAACUUACGAGGACCGAGGGAAGAUGUGGACAGCGUUUACACUCUCCUCAAGAAACUGAAUUCUGAACUGAUUGCUGCCAAUUUCCGCGUGGAGGUUCCAAUUUUCAAACAGUUCCACAAGAAUGUGAUUGGUAGAGGUGGAGCUACUAUCAAGAAGAUUCGUGAAGAGACUGACACCAAGAUUGAGUUGCCAUCAGAAGGAAGUGACAGUGAUAUGAUCGUUAUCACAGGACACAAAGCACAAGUGGAAGCAGCUCGAGAUCGCAUCAUUGCAAUCCAGAAUGAACUGGCAAAUGUCACUCAAAUAGAAGUUAACGUCCCACAUAAGCAUCACAAUGCUGUGAUUGGUGCCAAGGGUCGACUCAUUCGCUCCAUCAUGGAUGAGUGUGGUGGAGUUAGCAUCAAAUUCCCGCCAGAGGGCAGUAACAGUGAUAAGGUCCUCAUCCGUGGACCCAAGGAUGAUGUUGAAAAGGCCAAGAAACAACUUCUUGAUCUUUUGAAUGAAAAGGAAACUAACAGUUACACCCUUGAGAUCCGUGCAAAGUCACAGCACCAUCGCUUCCUGAUUGGCAGAGGAGGGGCCAACAUCAAGAAAGUUCGGGAAAAUACUGGCGCAAGGGUUGUAUUCCCAACACCAAGUGAUGAAGACAAGGAACUGAUUACAAUCAUUGGAAAGAAAGAAGGAGUUGAAGCAGCCAAACAAGAACUUCUGAAAGCCAUUAAAGAUCUGGACAAUAUUGUUGAGGGCGAAGUGCACGUGGACCCCAAACACCACAAGUACUUUGUAGCCAAGCGAGGUGAAAAGCUGCGAGAAAUCGCUGAUGACUUUGGAGGAGUUGUUGUCAGUUUCCCUAGAAACGGCGUCAACUCCGACCGCGUCGUCCUGAAAGGUGCUAAAGAUUGCAUUGAAGGAGCCAAAAAGAGGAUCUUGGAGAUUGUAGAUGAGCUCGACUCCAUGGUGUCUAUUGACUGUGUCAUUCCACAGAAAUACCACCGGAACAUCAUGGGAGCCAAAGGAGUCAAUGUACAGAAGGUCACUUCGCAGCACAAAGUUCAGAUCAAGUUUCCUGACCGAGAUCCCGGCGCCAGAGGUCAGGGUAUGGUUAAUGGCAGUUCCUCACCCGUGGAGGUCAACGGAGAAGAUGCUGGGUCCCCUCCUGCGAGUCCUCGCAAGUGUGACACCAUCACCAUUACUGGCUCAAAGGACAAUGCUGAGGCAGCCAGGGAGGCCUUGUUGGAACUUGUUCCAAUCACUGAAACGAUGACCAUUCCUUUUGAUUACCAUCGCUUCAUCAUUGGUGCAAAAGGAGCAAAUGUACGCCAGAUGAUGGAUGAAUUCGACGUGAAUAUCACCAUACCUCCCUCUAGGGAUGAAUCUGACCAGGUUGUGAUUGUUGGAACUCGACCCAAGGUCAACAAGGCCAUAGAGGCUCUGGAACAAAAGGUGGCUGAGAUUGAGGCAGAGAAUGAGGACCGGCAACUACGCAGUUUCAAAAUGGAGAUCAGUGUUGCAAGUUCUUAUCAUCCUAAGAUCAUUGGCCGCAAGGGACAAGUCAUUCAGAAAAUCCGCACAGAUCACGCGGUGCAGAUACAGUUUCCACCUGUGGAAGCGUCGGAGUCUGAAGCUGACAAGAUUGUUUUGACAGGAUAUGAACACAACUGUGAAGCUGCCAAGGAAGCCAUUUUGAAGAUAGUAAGGGAACUGGAAGACCAAGUUAGUGUGGAAGUCCCUAUCGACCCGCGGGUUCAUCGCCGUUUGAUUGGCACCAAGGGUCGUACCAUCCGUAAAUUCAUGGAUACAUACAAGGUGGACAUCCGGUUCCCCUCUCUCAACACUUCUGAUCCUGUCGUCAUUUCCGGCAUGGCAGAGAAUGUUGAAGAAGCGAAAGAUCAACUUCUGCUGCUGGAAGAAGAAUAUAUGCAAGACGUACGUGACGAGAUUGAACAGCAUGAUGUUCUAAGCCAUUAUUUGAACCCGCCAAGCAAACAAAGCAACCAGGUUGGUUUUGUUGUCAGAGAUGCUCCGUGGGACAACGUCCAGAACUCGGACAGCGACAGGAAACCCCAAAAGCAGCAACAGCAGCAGCAGCAGCCACUGCCGCCUCGGCAGUCUGUCAAAGAGAAGCCCCCACCCCCAGACACAAGCAACAUUGCUGACUUCCCCUGUAUCGGCAGCUCCACGGCUGCCCCCCGCCCCACAGCUUGGGGCCCGGCACGCCGUUAGCGUCAACUGGAACACGACAUUUUAAUGAGCAAGGUCAUGGACAGCUACAUGAAAAUUAAAAUAGAUUUUUAAUAGCACGUUAUAAUUUUUGUCCCAUGUACUGAAAUGAAAGAAUUUUUGUGUGACAAAUUUUUGAGUUUCAAUUGUGUUUGUCACGUCACCCAGUGUCAUAAUCUAUUGUGUGGCCAACGUCACGUUGAGUUUUGAUCAAAUUUUAUUGCUUUUGUCCCGCGUAGACCUUGAGUUUGUCGUGUGCCGGUGGGAAGUUUGCUUUUUGAUUGGAUAAUAGGGUCAUUACGGGGUUUUAUUUACUUAGUGCAGCCUGAGGAAAAUCUCAUUUCAUCACCGUGUAGUUUUUUCCGACAAAAAAAUUAAAUUAUUUUUUCAUCUGAUUUUAGCGACCACUCUUUCCCACGAUCUCACUUCAGACUAAAAUUAAAUAGAAAGAAAAAGGAAAAAAAGAGAAAAAUCUAACGUAAUAUUUGAUAUUCUUUAUAUCUCCAACCCCAUCAAUAAAAAGUAGAUGAAUAUUAAACCCAUUACCAGUCAUGUGUCAGUGCGUCAAAGUAAACGGAAAACUGUAACCUUGUGAAAGGCAGGAAAACUACUCUGUGACCAUUGGCCACUUUUACCAGUGGCCUUGUUGGGUCAAAUAAACUGUUUAAACAGAGACGAA
Messenger RNA from Orbicella faveolata, 4814 nucleotides. RefSeq names its product vigilin-like. Lineage: Eukaryota; Metazoa; Cnidaria; Anthozoa; Scleractinia; Merulinidae. The record is from RefSeq and is a predicted model, not a curated record. Gene Ontology annotation, molecular function: mRNA binding.